AUGCAACAACUUGAAGCAGAGGGCAAGUUACCAAAAGCGACACCAAAGAAGAAGAGAAGAGUAGAACAAAGUGAAAGUAGUGAAGAUGCAACUAGUGAAAGUAGUGGCAAUGAAGGAAAAAGAAGAGUUAAAAACUCAGUCAGGAAGAAAGUAAAGCUUGGUCCGAGUGGGUUCUAUUAUGACACAUAA
Molecule: messenger RNA, 189 nt
Organism: Trichomonas vaginalis G3
Lineage: Eukaryota; Parabasalia; Trichomonadida; Trichomonadidae
Product: protein of unknown function, DUF4106 family
Exons: 1
Coding region: 1-189 (62 amino acids)
Source: RefSeq, a predicted model, not a curated record